Messenger RNA from Plasmopara halstedii, 171 nucleotides. RefSeq lists its product as uncharacterized. The transcript has 2 exons. Lineage: Eukaryota; Oomycota; Peronosporomycetes; Peronosporales; Peronosporaceae. The record is from RefSeq and is a predicted model, not a curated record. Bases 1 to 171 code for a protein of 56 amino acids.
AUGGAUGAAUUAGCAUCCAAACUCUCCCACCCAAAAAAGGCCCUUAAACACUUUGUCUAUGCGCCUUUUGUAAUGCAACUGCUCCGGUUCCUCCAGAGUUUGAGGCAAAUUCGUGGAAGUUUUGACAACAACUCUCGUGGUUUGGCUCAUAAUCUGUUUGAGAAUGUGUAA